AAUCCCUGUCCAAUUGAGCCGCACAAUCGUAUCGAGCUAUCGUUAUCCGAUAUCAACCAGAUUUAUUUAUUUUGGUUUGCCCCUAUAAAUGUUUGUUUUAUGCAGAAAAAACGGCGCUACUGAGGAUGUAAUCAUAAAGAUGCUUUCUAAUAAUAAUUAAAGUAUUUAAUGCAAGCUGUCAAGUAUGCAUUUCAAGCUCUAAGUGAUCAGUUAUGGGGGUAUAAGUGAACUCCUAUUUAUUGUUUUUGUUUAUAAACUAACAAAUUCGUGAAGUACUGGCGCAAGACUAAAGUCUCAAGUAGUCAACAAUUCAAACAGUUUAAGCUAACUCCGUGCGGAAACCACAAAGAUGUCAUCUCUGCGCUUGACCCAACAGCAGCGGGACCAUUUAAGCCUGCUCCAAAGACCCGCCAGCUCAGUGGUGGAGCUAUGCAAGUCAGCCUUUGAUUACCUGAUAAAUGGGCCCAAUCCCGGCCGUUACGAGAUGCUGGCCAAGAAAUCCUCGGACUUGGGCAGUCCCGAGGCAGUGCAGCAGGCUGUGGAAGCUCUGAUAUCCCUGCUUAUCAGCGUGACCACCCGGCUGGGAGGCAGUUCCGUCGACACAGGGGCGAUUCUGCGAAAGACAUUCCCCGAAAUCGGCGACGAUGUGCUCGAAGUUCUCGAGCAGUUUGUCACCAGCAAACGAAACUUUGUGGAGGGCUCAAUCAAGUCGGCCAACAUACGUGCCUAUCGGCUGGUCAACCUGGACUGGCGACUGGAGGUCCGUACCGCGUCGCGGAGUCUGCUGGAUCAGUGUCAAGUUGUGGUGACCAUGAAGCUAUACCUGCACACCGAACCGAAGAACGAAAACCGUGAGCUGCUGGCGGUGGACGUCUCGGGGCGCAGCGAACAGGAGCUGAAGGCCAUGCAGGAGGACGAACGGCUGCAUCGAAAGGAUUUGCUGGUGCAGACGGAUGUCGGCAGUCUGGUGCACAUGAUCAAAACACUGGAGGACGCGUUGGCCGAGUCCAAGACACGGCGCAUUCGUAAUAUUGUCGAAGGCAUACACUGAUACAACUCCAGAACGCAUACACUUGUUAACGCUAAUUUAAUCAGGACC
Drosophila erecta is the source of this 1099-nucleotide messenger RNA. RefSeq lists its product as uncharacterized. Lineage: Eukaryota; Metazoa; Arthropoda; Insecta; Diptera; Drosophilidae. The record is from RefSeq and is a predicted model, not a curated record. The transcript is spliced from 2 exons. The coding region runs from base 350 to 1051 and encodes 233 amino acids.